CCCAGGUGUUGUUACUAGAAUGUCUCCCGAUUCAAACAAGCGUCAUACGCACAGCUGGGCGCGUGCACAUUAUGACCAGUAGUCGGCGCUACGUUAAAUAAAAAUAUUGCCAUUCGGCGAACUUGAAACAUUAUCGCCUUCAGUAGAUUUAUGAUUGUAUUAAUCAUUAAUCUUUUACCAGCCCCAUAUAGCAAGUGAUUCUGUUGUAACCUGUAAUUACUCAACGCAAGCUUUUGAAGUAGCACUUUGCAUUGAACCGACCAACACAAGUCAAGAUGAAUCCCAGCGGCAACAGGUCCAGUGGGAAAACAUUCUUGUUUACAUCGGAAUCAGUUGGAGAGGGACAUGCUGACAAAAUGUGUGACCAGAUAAGUGACGCUGUCCUGGAUGCAUACCUGACUCAGGAUCCUGAUUCCAAAGUGGCCUGUGAAACUGUUACUAAGACCGGUAUGAUCAUGCUGUGCGGUGAGGUCACCUCCAAGGCUGUGGUGGACCUCGUGGAUGUGGUCAGGAACACUGUGAAGAAGAUUGGUUACGAUCACUCUUCCAAAGGGUUUGACUAUAAGACAUGCAAUGUUCUGGUGGCCUUGGAACCCCAGGCAGUGGAGAUAUCGGAUUGUGUGUUUGAAGGCAGGGACCAGGACAACAUUGGAGCCGGAGAUCAGGGCCUGAUGUUUGGCUAUGCUACCGAUGAGACUGAAGAAUGUAUGCCACUCACCAUCCUCCUGGCUCACAAACUCAACCACAAGAUGAAGGAGCUGUCUGCCAACGGGGAGUGUCCCUGGAUCAGACCUGACUCUAAAACUCAGGUGACAGUGGAAUACCGUGAGAACAGUGGAGCCCUGGAGCCGAUGCGUGUUCAUACGGUGGUCAUCUCUGUGCAGCACAGCCCCGAGGUGAGUCUGGAGGAAAUACGCCGCAGCCUGAUGGACAAGGUCGUCCGGACAGUCAUCCCUGCCCAUUUGCUAGACAACAAGACCAUCUACCACCUGCUGCCAAGUGGGAAGUUCCUCAUGGGCGGACCUCAGGGUGAUGCCGGACUGACUGGCCGUAAGAUCAUAGUGGACACCUAUGGAGGGUGGGGGGGACAUGGCGGAGGGGCCUUCUCAGGGAAGGACUACACUAAAGUGGACCGCUCUGGGGCGUACGCAGCCCGCUGGGUGGCCAAAUCUCUUGUGAAAGCCAAGCUCUGCCGGAGAGCCCUGGUACAGGUUUCGUAUGCCAUUGGUGUAGCUCACCCACUGUCAAUCUCAGUGUUUCAUUAUGGAACGUCCACACGAGACGAGGAUGAACUGCUGAAGAUUGUAAACAAAAACUUUGACCUCAGGCCUGGGGUCAUUGUCAAAGAGCUGGGCCUGAAGCAGCCCAUCUACCAGCCCACCGCUUGCUAUGGACACUUCGGCAGGGAUGAGUUCCCCUGGGAGAAGCCCAAGCCAUUGGUGUAUUGACGGAAACCACUCUUACACAAAAUGUGUACAUUCUGCUUGAAAAUGUUAUGAUCAUUUUUCAACAUUUACAUUAUCAACUGUAAAUCAUGGAUCAAACUCUUAAUAUUUUUGAUUACUGAAAUUAUAAGUUAACGUUUCAGCAACGUUGUGUAAUACAUGUGUUUUGUAACAUAUGGUUGGUUUAAACAUGCUACAGUGGGGAGAACAAGUAUUUGAUACACCGCCGAUUUUGCAGGUUUUCCCACUUACAAAUCAUG
This is a messenger RNA of Esox lucius (northern pike), 1705 nucleotides long. RefSeq names its product methionine adenosyltransferase II, alpha-like (gene mat2al). Gene Ontology annotation, biological process: S-adenosylmethionine biosynthetic process. The coding region runs from base 276 to 1448 and encodes 390 amino acids. NCBI's taxonomy places the organism in Eukaryota, Metazoa, Chordata, Actinopteri, Esociformes, Esocidae. The record is from RefSeq and is a predicted model, not a curated record. Gene Ontology annotation, cellular component: cytosol; methionine adenosyltransferase complex. The transcript has 9 exons. Gene Ontology annotation, molecular function: methionine adenosyltransferase activity; ATP binding.